AGCGGCGGGAGGGUGGGAGCGAUGGCGGCGAUCGCGGCGGGUGCGGGGCGCUGGGAGGUGGUGAAGAAGGGGCGGCGGCCGGGGGCCACCGGCGGCGGGCGAGGCGGCGGAGCGGACCGCCGGACCCUCGGGGAGGCGAACGGAGUGUGGAAAUACGACCUGACCCCUCCCAUCCAGACGACAAGCACCCUUUAUGAGCGGGGCUUUGAGAAAAUCAUGAAGAAGCAGAAUAAGGAGCAGGUUCCACCCCCCGCCGCGGAGCCUAAGAAACCCUCCAACAAAAAGCAGACCAAGAAGGUGGCGACCCUCACCAACCAAAACCAGAAGCAGGGCCGCUUCCGCAGCCUGGAGGAGGCACUGAGAGCCCUGGACGUGGCAGCUCUGCAGAAGGAACUGGACAAGAGCCAGAGCGUGUUCUCCGGGAACCCAUCCGUGUGGUUGAAGGACCUGGCCAGCUAUCUCAACUACAAGCUCCAAGCCCCUCUGAGUGAGCCCACACUAAGCCAGCAUACUCACGAUUACCCCUACAGCCUGGUGAGCCGCGAGCUGCGUGGGAUCAUCCGAGGGCUGCUGGCAAAGGCGGCGGGGUCCCUGGAGCUCUUUUUUGACCACUGUCUGUUCACCAUGCUGCAAGAGCUGGACAAGACGCCAGGGGAGUCGCUCCAUGGCUACCGUAUCUGUAUCCAGGCCAUUCUGCAAGACAAGCCCAAGAUUGCCACCAUGAACCUGGGCAAGUUCCUGGAACUGCUGAGGUCUCACCAGAAUCGACCAGCAAAGUGUCUGACCAUCAUGUGGGCCCUGGGUCAAGCAGGUUUCGCCAACCUCACCGAGGGGCUGAAAGUGUGGCUGGGGAUCAUGCUGCCAGUGCUGGGCAUUAAAUCCUUGUCCCCCUUCGCCAUUGCAUACCUGGAUAGGCUGCUCCUGAUGCACCCCAACCUCACCAAGGGCUUUGGCAUGAUUGGCCCCAAGGACCUCUUCCCACUUUUGGACUUUGCCUAUAUGCCCAACAACUCCCUGACACCCAGCCUGCAGGAGCAGCUGUGUCAGCUCUACCCCCGAUUGAAGGUGCUGGCAUUUGGGGCAAAGCCGGAAUCCACCCUGCACACCUACUUCCCCUCCUUCCUGUCCAGAGCCACCCCUGACUGCCCUCCUAAGAUGAGGAAAGAGCUCCUGAGCAGCCUGACCGAAUGCCUGACGGUGGACCCCCUCAGUGCCAGUGUCUGGAGGCAGCUAUACCCCAAGCACCUGUCACAAUCCAGCCUGCUGCUGGGGCAUUUGCUCAGGUCCUGGGAGCGGAUUCCCAAGAAGGCACAGAAGUCUUUGCAAGAAACCAUUGAAUCCUUCAAGCUUACCAACCAGGAGCUGCUGAGGAAAGGCAGCUGUAAUAACCAGGAUGUCGUCACCUGUGACACAGCCUGCAAGGGUCUGUUGCAGCAGGCUCGGGGUUUCCGGCUGCCCUGGACACGGCUGCUCCUGUUGGUGCUGAUCUUUGCCAUAGGUUUCCUGUGCCACGACUUCCGGUCACACAGCUCUUUCCAGGACUCCCUUUCUGGCCGGUUGCUUCAAUCAUCUGGCUUCUUGCCUGCUGGCCAAAAAGCAUGUGCCAAGAUCUACUCCUACAGCCUGCAAGGCUACAGCUGGCUGGAGGAGACGCUGCCGGCCUGGGGCUCUCACCUGCUGACUGUGGUGAGGCCCAGCUUGCAGCUCGCCUGGACCCACAUCAAUGCCACAGUCAGCUUCCUUUCUGCCCACGGUGCCUCCCACCUUGUCUGUUUGGGUGACAGCCUCGCCAGCCUCUCCCAGAGGCUCCAGCUCCCUGAGGGCCUGAACCAGCUGCUCCAUUCUCUGAGGGAGCUGCUCCUGCUGCUGCACCACAGCGUGCUGCUGCCAGUGUGGCACCUGCUGCUCGAGGCCCUGGCCCAGGCCCAGCAGCACUGCCGCCAGGUGUGCAGAGGUCCGGUGACCUGGGACUGCGUGAAGACACAGCUCAGCGAGGCUGCCCACUGGACCUGGCUCUGCCUACAGGACAGCACGGUGGCUUUCCUGGACUGGGCACUUGCUAUGAUAUCCCAGCAAUAGGCCCUGCCUCCUUGGCCACUGGUCUCUGUCUGAGACGGGCCAUCUGAGACUGCGGCAGGCAGUUCUGCAUGGGGUCUUUUUUACUUGGUGCCUGAGUUCUGUCUUCUAGGCAAGUGGCCAGUUGUCUCUUCCCCAAUUUUUGGUGAUGACUGAGCCCAGGGGUAUCUCAGCGUCCUACCCACGAUCCCACUGAGCACUUCUCUGGCCCUAUUGCACAUAGCUCCCAGCAUCUGCCCUUGGGCGGUAGCCUCUCCAGCCUCCUCUCUUGUCUCCUGCCUUUAUCUCACUCCGGAAGCCCCAAACACCUCAUCCCCGAAGGUGGGUCUCCAGUGAGUGGCUUCUGCAUUCUUCGAUGAAUGAUUUCGCUCCCAUACUUCAGCCGCAGCAGGAAAAGGAGAGGGACUUCCAGGAGACUGGCACCCCAGAGGGGAAGAGCAGCUUCACUUCCGCCCACAGCCUGCACAUGAGAGGGCCGCAUGGAGAAACCUCUCCGCUCAAAUGCCCAGCGUAGGUCCUUCCAGGCCCCUCACUGCCCGCUCCAUCGCGAUCCUUUCUCCUCCCCAUUCCCCUUCAGUGUGGAGGGCCUCUGCCUCCAAGUUCAGCUUCUCGCUGUCCCCCACCCCUCAUUCUGUCUGGGGAGCAGAGUCCAGUUAGUUGUGUGCCUCGGGCCCAGGGAACCUUCCAGCAGCCUGUUGGGACAGGAUUCAGUAGAUGCUCCUAAAUAUGCCUACAGGUGGAAUAAAGGACAGAGAUUUGAUUUCUAGCUUUCCUCUCUGCCUCCUCACAUAGGCAUUCCCAUAGCUUGGACAGGAUAAACUAUAGGCACCUGCAUAUUCCCCAUGGCCCCCUGCCCGCCUAAAGGUUGUAGCUGCUGGUGGUAAUUGAACUUCUGGUUAAGGAAAGCCCACACCCAUCCUAAACUUCGGCCUAUUGAGGGUUCUGACCUCUUGCUCCCCUAGUCUCACUUGUCACUGUGAUUCAUGUCCCAGUUGUGAUUUGCCUUGACAGCUUACGUGAUUUAUGCUUGGAAAUGCAGGGAAGAGUCUCCUAGGGGAAUUCUUGGCCAGCAGUCAGGUGUCUUCUUCCUUGCCAGGACCUAAAUUUAUUAAUUGGUUUGUUUUCUAAGGCAGCGAGUGAACGAUUUAGAACUCUUAAGAGACAGGAUCAAGGGUUUACCACCAAAGUCCCUUUUAAUUUUUGACUUAAGACUACUAUGACUGCAUUAGUUCUCACCUCGAGUUUCUUGGAUGUUUCAAAACACGCAGUAGGAGAAGUGCACUGCCCACUCACAUUUUUGUUUCCUUGUUAGAAUGUUACCUCUUGGGAGUUAAAUAGCCCACGUUGGGCAGAACCCAGCUCUCCUGGUGGCAGCCAUGACCAUUUUUUCACAGAAAUUGGAAACCCUGCCUGGCAAAGAGCAAUGGUCUAGGACUGCUGGACUGGAUUGCCUACGGGUCCCAAAACGUGUCCCAUUUCCUCAAUUCUUCCUCACCAAUCAAACAGAUGGGUUCAAUUCUUAGGAAUAGUGAAGCUUUGGAACUGGCCUGUAUUCGUGGCAAGUAGAAGGGGCUGGUGUGAUCCUACAUUGGCAACAGCAAAGGACAAAGGGAUGAUGACACUGUCCUACAAUGACCUCGAGUCCAGCCAAGGCUGCUGGGCUGAGUUCUUGCGAUCCAGCAACUCCAAGAAUGCUACUUACAAGUGCUUCGUUGGCUUCUGUGUGUACUACGCCGGGUUCAUUUCAUUUCUGACGUAAUCUUGGGGUGCAACAUUUCCCUUCAACUUAGGUUAACUGAGGUAUCCACAGCCUCUCACAAGGACACUAACACCUGAAUUGGCUUUGAUAGAUGUUGGUGGACCCAAUAUUGGAAUUGCCCAAAAUUCUUCCUGUGUCAAGGGAGUAGUCCAGCGUUUCACCUGCUGUCCAUUAAUGCUAAACCAGAUAUCCAGAUGUUUCAUUUUUGCAGAACUGUCAACAAACUAAUCCAAAAAUGUGAGUGGGCAGUGCACCUCUCCUACUGCUUGUUUUGAAACAUCCAAGAAACUCGAGGUGAGAACUAAUGCAGUUAUGGUAGGCUAUCAGUGAGCUGAACCAGUGUGGACUGGUGGAGCAAGCACACUGGUGCUGACGGGUGGGCGGGGACUGUUGGUGUUAUUAGAACAGAAUCUGACAACUCAGAGGGUCACAUCUAGACAUUGUAACUACUUCUCACACCCAGCUGGAGUUCUAUAGAUAACGUGCCAUAAAGCUGAAGGGCAGUUUAAAUAUGGUUAUCUCUUACUAACCAGUUAUUACAGAUUGUGUUGACCUGCAAUUUACAUCACAAGACUCACUUGAAACACGUUUUUCUAAGCUUAAACUAUGUUUCCACAUUCCUCUGGUUAUUUGUACCCAGUCUACAGCUUUAGAGCAGGCCAACUUGAUGGACCUGCCCAACUUACUAUGGAUAGAUGAUCUUGCCAGGCAGAUAACGCCAGGCAGAUAACGCUGGUCUCACGCCUGCUGGCCCAUUCUCAAAUGCCACCACCCUGAGGUGAAGUGUUUCCCACAGAGAGGGACGUGCCUUCCCUGCCCUAUUCCAGAAUGACCCAGUUGUCAGUGACACUGAAAUUUCAAUGGUUGGGUGACCAGCAUUUUAAUGCUGUCUUAUCUCCUGAGUUUGAAUUUAAGUGAACACUUCAAGUGAUCUAACUUUUUAAAAAUUUUCUUCAUGGUUCUGCUCCCAAAAGGACUUGAGGGGAUAAAGGACUUUGCUUUCCAUUUUACUGAGUAUUUUUCAUUGCCCCACACUUGAGAUAGAAGAAAUUUGAGGGGACAGGGAAGCUUCCAUUGUUCAGGGUAUGAGUGAAUAUUUAUUGAAUAUUGGAUAUUCUGCCUAUGAAUAAAAUAAUUGAAUUCAGACACA
This is a messenger RNA of Eptesicus fuscus (big brown bat), 4985 nucleotides long. It is a transcript of the gene TMEM214, whose product is annotated as transmembrane protein 214. Bases 22 to 2079 code for a protein of 685 amino acids. Gene Ontology annotation, cellular component: Golgi apparatus; endoplasmic reticulum. The transcript has 17 exons. The record is from RefSeq and is a predicted model, not a curated record. NCBI's taxonomy places the organism in Eukaryota, Metazoa, Chordata, Mammalia, Chiroptera, Vespertilionidae.